Nematolebias whitei (Rio pearlfish) is the source of this 981-nucleotide messenger RNA. Its product is annotated as olfactory receptor 52E8-like. Gene Ontology annotation, molecular function: olfactory receptor activity; G protein-coupled receptor activity. Gene Ontology annotation, biological process: G protein-coupled receptor signaling pathway. The coding region runs from base 1 to 981 and encodes 326 amino acids. The transcript has a single exon. Gene Ontology annotation, cellular component: membrane. The record is from RefSeq and is a predicted model, not a curated record. Lineage: Eukaryota; Metazoa; Chordata; Actinopteri; Cyprinodontiformes; Rivulidae.
AUGUCGGAGAGAAAUUACAGCAGAGUGAAUGAAUUUUUAUUAACUGGAUUCCCUGGACUUCAUCCAGAGCACUAUGGUCUGGUUUCAGCUGUUUUAUUCUUUGUGUACCUGAUGACUGUAAUUGCAAAUACUCUAGUAUUGUUCUUAUUUGCAACUAACCAAAGCCUCCAUAAGCCCAUGUAUCAUAUCAUUUUAAAUCUAUCUGCAUGUGACCUUCUCUUCAGCACAACAACUUUACCUAAAAUCAUCACCAGAUACUGGUUUAAAUCAGGGGCUAUUUCAUUUACUGGUUGUUUUGUUCAAAUGUUUUUUGUUCACUAUCUUGGCUCAGUGAACUCCUUUAUAUUCUUCCUCAUGGAUUUUGACAGGUACUGUGCCAUCUGCCAUCCUCUCAAAUACACAACUAUUUUGACAAAAAUCAGAAUACUUAUUCUCAGUCUGGCCGCAUGGAUAAUUGCCAGUUUAUUCCCGUUCAUACUGAUUUUUAGAGCAUAUCCUCUUCCUUAUUGUGGCUCAAAUAUAAUCAAUCACUGUUUCUGUGAUCAUAUUGGUAUAACAGUUUUGGCCUGCACUGACAGGACACCAUACGCCCUUACAGCUUUUGUGAAUGCCAUGAUUGUACUCCUUGUACCUCUGGCAUUCAUAGUUUUCUCUUAUUGCUCUAUACUUAUUGAGGUUAGCAAAGUAGCAGGUAUCAAAAAUCGUCUAAAAUCAUUGUCAACAUGUAGUACUCAGCUGAUAAUAAUCUCACUAUAUUAUUUACCUAGAUGUUUUGUAUAUUUAGCAAGUAAUGUUGGUAUUAGUUUUAGUAGUGAUGUGCGAAUUGUAAUUAUUAUGCUUUAUAGCCUUGGUCCUCCGAUGGUCAAUCCACUAAUUUACUGUCUGAGAGCGAAAGAAAUAAGAAAUUGUUUGUGGAAGCAGUUUUACAAAAUUGUGCCCUCAAAAGCACAAGUUGCACAAGUUUCAGCCAUCAGUACCUGA